Messenger RNA from Blepharisma stoltei, 690 nucleotides. NCBI's taxonomy places the organism in Eukaryota, Ciliophora, Heterotrichea, Heterotrichida, Blepharismidae. The record is from the annotation of a GenBank genome assembly.
AUGCAUAAAAUAAUCCUGACUCCUAAAUUAUGUAGUUUCCUAAUUACAGUCAUAUACAUCAAAAUGUGGCAGUGCCAACCUGCCCUCUUGGCGUAACAGUACAGAUCUUAUGACUACGGCGAACUGAUAGGCUCAAGAGAUUUGUAUCCGGGCCUGUAGCUGUCGAAGGAAGGCACUUCGGCACCAAAGACUCCAAGGAGUUGAUCUUUGGAAUCAAGCUACUUCAAUCGCCCGCCGCAGGCCGCAGAAAUCCAUAAGCUGCCCAUCUCAAGACUGUAGCCUCAAGGCAAGGAGGAGACAGAAGGCACCGGAAGUGGCACCCAUUAUUUGGGGGAUAGACCCUCUGGGCUGAAAAUGAACCUUACAUAUAGGAGGUCUUUGGUGGCUCGUCACUAAUAUGGCUAAAGUCUAUCUUUAAUAACCUAGCCUAAUCUAAUCCUAAUUACAGCCUCAGAAGCAUCAUCAUUUACAAAUAUUGCGACACCUGCACAGUCCUGAGCUAAAGAGACUGUUUCUUCAUUAAGUGUUGUUUUGAAGAAUUUUGGCUUAAUGUACGCUUCCAUUUGUUUUUCCUGAAUUGCUGACUGAAUUCCGUCCAUGACAUAUUGCUUACCUCCAUAUACCCCAAGUUUGGCCAUUGAAUUUUUUAUCAGAAUUGAGGAAAAAUGUCGAGCUCUAUUCAUAUUAUAA